Notodromas monacha is the source of this 555-nucleotide messenger RNA. The record is from the annotation of a GenBank genome assembly. NCBI's taxonomy places the organism in Eukaryota, Metazoa, Arthropoda, Ostracoda, Podocopida, Cyprididae.
AUGAAUACCAAAAUGGCAGAUGGAGCCUCAAGUUCUGUUGGUGGGGGUAAUGAAACCACGGAAAAGUUGAGCGAUUCUGAGUCGUGGAAACAGUUGAUCGACCUUUUGACUAGAAUGUCGGACGGUAUCAGUCGUGAACUUCCACCAAAUCAUGCCCGAGAAGCACGCCCUGGAUCACCGAGUUCUGCAAAGAAGCCAAAAGUUGACAAUUUUGCGGAAUUUGAGCUUCCUGCAUUGUACGUUGUCGUCUGUGAAGCUUCAGUAUUGAUUCCUUCAAAUGAUCCUUGUAGUGUUCGGUUCAGGAACACUAGGUCCAAUACUAAGGAGGUGCUGGCAGUGGCUCUUAUGCUGGAUGGAGUGGAUCCUAGGACUCCUAUUCCUGAAAACAUGCUGUGGAAACAUGAUGCUUGGUUUACCCGAUUGGGCUCCAACUAGGGCAUGACAACUGUUCGAAGUCAUCUGGUCCUCCUUAACUGAGUUUACCUUAGUUGAGUUGAGUUUUCUCCAGAGAAAUUGAGGGAAAAAAGAAUAAAAAGCUGUCCUGUUGACAAGAAA